Molecule: messenger RNA, 3660 nt
Organism: Scaptodrosophila lebanonensis
Lineage: Eukaryota; Metazoa; Arthropoda; Insecta; Diptera; Drosophilidae
Gene: lute
Product: BTB/POZ domain-containing protein 6-B
Exons: 6
Coding region: 369-2564 (731 amino acids)
Biological process (GO): neurogenesis
Cellular component (GO): cytosol
Molecular function (GO): protein binding
Source: RefSeq, a predicted model, not a curated record
ACUGCUCAUUCCAUUCUUGACAACGCACAAGCAAGCGUCUGUUCCGGCUAAAAAUAUGCUCGAACGGCCCUGUUCCGGUUUCCGAAUUCGACUUAAUAUCACGAAUCUCAAUUAACUAGUUCUUCCGGUUUCCAUUCAUUUCUCGUACAUGGCAUUGCUCUACUUUCUGCAACUUCUGCAAAAGUUACGUUCCCAUUUCGGUUGUUACAUAUGCUUUUAAGCAUUCCUCAAUCAAAAAAUUAAAUUUCAAAAGAUAAGGCAAAUGUAUAAGUCCGCAUACAUUUCCGACUGUUGCAGCAGGCAGCCAGCACAGACUAUUGAGGAGCAAGCAAAGAAGACAUGCCACAAGCGGCAAUGGUGCUACAAAGAUGAUUGAGGCGUUUGCAAAUCACCUGAGCAGUCAUCUGGGACGUCAUCUCUUUUACUGGGCCAUCGAUACCACAGGGUCAGCUAGAAUUGGCAGCGGCAACUACGGCCUCAACCUGCGUCUCUCCGAGCUGAUUAACAAAUUCCACGGCCCCCUCGAAAGGGGCGUGCAGGUGCUGGACCAUUUGCUGACACUCGAGGAGGAAGACUUUGCGGGCCAUUGGGGCAGCGCCUAUGCCCACAAUUACGAACCAGAGUACGCUGCGCGUGUCCUCGAAAACGAAGAACUUCCGCCUCCCGAACAGCCGCAGCAUCAACAGGUGCUACGUCACGGCUAUCGCAACACGGAGACGCUCAAUAAUGGCAACGGCUUGCUGCACUCCCCGCCGCACAACCUCCAGCAACAGCAGCAACAACAACAACGUGGCUUGGCGCUUUCACCACCCGCAGGCGCCACCAGCAGUGGCGUGGAUCACAACAUUCAAAUAACGCAACCCAUCAGCGCUCCCUCCUCACCACUCGCCUCCCCCGGUGCUCUAAAUAGCAGCAGCAGUGCUACGACCUUCUGCCUGCCAUCCAGCUCAGCUGCUGCCGCCAUUGCUGCAGCUGCUGCCGCCGCCGCUGCUGCAAACACAACUCCAAGCAGCGGCAGUGGGUCCUAUGUUUGCACCGGUGGGAGUAGUGGUACGUUUGCAGCAGUGGGCGCUUCGAAUGCAAUCGACACUGCCGAUCCAAACUGGCAGGCCAGCAAGGCGACUGUGCUGGAGCGCAAUGCGGCCAUGUUCAACAACGAGCUAAUGUCCGACGUCAAGUUUAUUGUAGGUGGCGAGUUCGAUAUCGAAACCGUACAAACCAUUCCCGCGCACAAAUAUAUUCUCGCCACAGGCAGUUCGGUCUUCUAUGCCAUGUUCUAUGGCGGCUUAGCUGAAAACAAACAGGAAAUCAAAGUGCCUGAUGUCGAGCCAACAGCUUUUCUAACACUGUUAAGGUAUCUCUAUUGUGAUGAAAUCAAACUGGAACCUGAACACAUUCUAGCCACUUUGUACGCCGCCAAGAAGUACAUUGUGCCACAUCUAGCGCGUGCCUGUGUUAACUUUUUGGAAGUGCAGCUAACUGCAAAAAACGCCUGUCUACUUCUCAGUCAAUCGCGUCUCUUCGAGGAGCCCGAAUUGAUGCAGCGUUGCUGGGAAGUUAUCGAUGCACAGGCCGAGAUGGCGGUUAAGUCUGAAGACUUUGUGGAUAUUGACCUCAAGACAUUUGAGUCGAUAUUGUCGCGGGAAACUCUCAACUGCAAAGAGAUACAUUUGUUCGAGGCAGCACUUAACUGGGCACUAAACGCUUGCGAAAAAAUGAGCAUCGAUGAUACCCCCCAGAACAAACGACGUCUUCUGGGCCAGGCCCUACACCUGAUCCGCAUACCCACAAUGACGUUGGAAGAGUUUGCUAACGGAGUUGCCCAGACCGGCAUUUUGACGUCGCAGGAGACCAUUGACAUGUUUUUGCACUUUACAGCCAAAAUCAAGCCUAGCCUGAGCUUCCCAACACGCUCGCGUGCCGGUCUCAAAACCCAGGUGUGUCAUCGCUUCCAAUCGUGUGCCUAUCGAUCAAAUCAAUGGCGCUAUCGUGGACGCUGUGACUCCAUACAGUUCUCAGUGGAUCGCAGAAUUUUUAUAGUGGGAUUUGGACUAUACGGCUCUUCGACUGGCGCAGCCAACUACAAUGUGAAAAUUGAACUGAAACGCCUGGGACGGACACUUGCCGAGAACGAUACCAAGUUUUUCUCGGAUGGCUCAAGCAACACCUUUCACGUCUUCUUCGAGAAUCCCAUACAGAUCGAGCCUGAAUGCUACUACACGGCCUCCGUCAUACUCGACGGAAACGAGCUGAGCUUUUUUGGCCAGGAGGGUAUGUCGGAGGUGCUUAUGGGCAACGUUACAUUCCAAUUCCAAUGCUCUUCGGAGAGCACAAACGGUACGGGAGUUCAAGGAGGCCAAAUACCUGAGCUGAUUUUCUACGGACCGACUACAGUAACAGCUUUGAACUCGCCCACAAACUCAAUUUGUGCUACGCCCAUUGGUGGCACAAUAGGGGCAGCAAAUGCUACUGGCGGUACCGGCGCCACCAAUGCCACCAACAAUGCUAAUGCCAGUGAAGAUUUGUUGGUAGCCGCCGCAGGCAGCGACAGCAGCAGCACCUGAUGCGCACAGCUGUACUGCGCCGAGUGGCAGGGCGCCUGUUACUUUCGUCAGCAGCAACAGCACCAGCAACAGACGCAGCAGCAGCAGAAGAGAUCGACCCAACAGCAUGCCCAACAGAAGCAAUCGACACAACAGCAGCCGCAGCAGCAACCACAAACACAAAGAAACUCAUGGGUUUUCAAUACAACGCAACAAAGUAAAUUGGAAUUUUAGGAGAAGCGAUAUUAGCAUUAUGUAGCAGUUAUAAUUAAUGAUAUAGUAGCCAGCUCUAGUUCUCAUAGUAGUCCUCAAUGCCAAUACAUAUAAACAGUGCAUUUAGGCCUGUUGGUACUCAUACAAAUUCAGUGCAUAUGCAUAUACAAAUAAUACAGUAGACUCAAACUUAUACGUUCCACAACUUGAGACGUUGCAGCAGACCAACAGAUAAAGAUAUGAGGGCAACCGGCAUAUAAUCAAUAAGCAAGUGAAAAUCGGGCAAUCAGUCAAGCUAAGGGAUAUAUACACAUAUAUUUUAAAGGAUAUUGAAUGCAAUAAAUACUAGAAAGUUAUAUUAUACGUGACCAGACACAAAAUACAUAUUUUUCGCCACCAUAUAUACACGUUUAAAAACAAAUAUAUAAAUAUAAACGAUAUAACAAACAUUUAUAUACAUAUAUAGCCAAGUUGAAAGUAGCAUACGAAUUUGAAAGCAAAGUUAAACAUAUUAUUAACGGGUUUGAAAAUGCACGGGAACUCGAGCAGUGCUCAAAAUAUGUGCGAUAUUCUCAUUAUAUACUAUACACACUUCGUAUAUGUUCUCAAUUAUCUAAUACGUAGUCAAGUAUAUAGUCGUAACUUUAAUCUUGAGUAUAUCUUCUAACAUACUGUAUACGCCCACUACUGAUAAAAACACGCCCUUUUGCUUUGCACUACUCAUUCCCUCGAGGCUGCUAUGCGCCACAAUACAUUUAUGUUUAAGUAUUUCAUUCUAUGGAAAUUGUACUGAUUUUGCUUUUGGGAUAAAGAUAAACCUGUUUUUAUAUAUACGAGACAAAUGUUAUCCUAUAUUAAACAAUAAUUAUGUAUUUGUCAAUAACCAAUAAACUUUAUUAUUCGA